This is a messenger RNA of Chanos chanos (milkfish), 381 nucleotides long. RefSeq names its product plac8 onzin related protein 5 (gene ponzr5). NCBI's taxonomy places the organism in Eukaryota, Metazoa, Chordata, Actinopteri, Gonorynchiformes, Chanidae. The transcript has 3 exons. The record is from RefSeq and is a predicted model, not a curated record. Bases 1 to 381 code for a protein of 126 amino acids.
AUGUCGAGGAUGGUCGUUCAGCAGCCUCAGCCUGUUAUGAUCGCCACAACCUCUAAUCAGUGGAGUUCUGGAAUCUGUGACUGCUGUGAUAACGUCCCUGAGUGUUGCUUUUCAUUCUGGUGUUUCCCUUGCUUUGCCUGCAUGACCGCGAAGAAACACGGCGAGUGUUUGUGCUUACCUCUGCUUGAUGGCUAUGGGUUCAUUCCACCAAUCACGUUGGCGAUGAGGGUUUCCACUCGCAAGCGCUACGGCAUCGAGGGCUCCAUUUGCAAUGACUGUGUGUAUGCUUUCUUCUGUGGACCCUGCUCAUGGUGCCAGAUAUCCCGUGAGAUGAACGAACGAGACCUGCCAAUCACCCUCGUCAACCAGCGAGCAAAAUAA